GCGAGAACAUUCGUUAGUUCCUGGACUUGUUGGUGAGGGGAGCAUCAGCAUCACAGAGUGGUGAGAGGAGCAAUGGCGCAGCCAGGUCUUAUAGGAACAUGCCUGUCGGUGUUUCUGUUCACCGUCGCUGGUCAGAUCUGUCCAAACCUGUCACCGAACCUGCAAAGGCCAAACAUGUAUUUUGAGAAAGUCCAUGGAAAAUUGAUGACAAGGAAAUGUGCCCCCGGAACAGUAUAUCAUCAGUCGAAGUGCACCUGUGACCACGGAACUUCCCCAAAAGUAGUUGUACCACGUGUGAGUGGUCAUGCAAGUAGGGCAAGUCAAGGAGGCUACGGAGGCCGUAACAGUCAGACAAUGCACGGUGGAGGGAGUCAAAACGCUCAAGUAGGUCACGUAAUUGAGGUGAAUCAAGGCGUUCAAGGAACUCAAGGAGGUGGAGGACAGGGGUAUCAAGGGGGUCAAGUAGCACCUGGGACCCCCAACUCAUAUAAUCAACACGCUAGUAAUAGUGCACCCGGCACAUGGCAUACCAUUGAAACAAACCCUACAAUGAACAUAGCUGGUAGGAAUGUCCCUCGUACUGAUACAGUCAGUUCACAUAGCCAUAUUUCAGCAGAAUCAAGAAAAUCAAUGAACAUGAUGACUGCCCUAUCUAAAUUCAUAGCCCAAAGCCAUGGGCAUGCAUCAACUACACAUGACUCGAAUCCGUUGCGUAAAGUAGAACAAACAGCUAAUGUCAGACCAGUGCCUCAAACCUCUGGUCAGCCGAGUUAUCAGACACGUAAUCAAAAUCCUCAAGGUGAUCCAAUGCACACUGCAUUCCAUCAACACCUUUUUAGGACUACACUAGGAGAUUCAAAGUCGGAACCUCUACGCGUGUCCCCGUAUCUUAUGAAACAACAAGGACUAAAUUCACAACCUAUGACCCGUGCACCCGUGAACACAUACACAAAGAAACAGUCACAAUCGUCUACAGAAACACAAACUCGUAUCCAAUCACAUGUAAACCCCCAAUCCACAAACCAAAAACUCAUCACUGCACAAUAUGUUAACCAACCAGAUAUGAACGCACAACCCAUUGACAAAACCCCAGCGAAUGUAUAUCAAAUUAACCAACCAUCCACCCAACAGUUUAAUCAACCACAGAUAAACACACUACCUGUGAAUCAACCACCAACGAACUCACAAACUAUGGACCCAUCCCCAUUGAAUUCACAAGUCAUUGACAAAACGUCAUUGAACGAACAUCUGGUUAAUCAACCAUCAUUUCACCAACCACGGAUAAACACACAACCUGUGAAUCAGCAACAACAAACGAACUCACAACCUGUUGACCUUUCACCAAUGAAUUCACAACUUGGUCACAAAUCAGCAACGAACGUAUAUCAGACUAAUCAACCAUCCAGUAAUUCACAAUCAUUUCACCAACCACAGAUAAACUCACUACCCGUGAAUCAACAACAAACGAACUCACAACCUGUUGACCUUUCACAAAUGAAUUCACAACUUGGUCACAAAUCAGCAACGAACGUAUAUCAGAUUAAUCGACCAUCCAGUAAUUCACAACCAUUUCACCAACCACAGAUAAACUCACUACCCGUGAAUCAACAACAAACGAACUCACAACCUGUUGACCUUUCACCAAUGAAUUCACAACUUAGUGGCAAAGAAUCAAUGAAUGUUUAUCAGAGUAAUCAACCAUCCAGUAAUUCACAAUCAUUUAGUCAACCACAGAUAAACUCACUAUCUGUGAAUCAACAACAAACGAACUCACAACCUGUUGACCUUUCACCAAUGAAUUCAAAACUUAGUCACAAAUCAGCAACGAACGUAUAUCAGAUUAAUCAACCAUCCAGUAAUUCACAAUCAUUUCACCAACCACAGAUAAACUCACUACCCGUGAAUCAACAACAAACGAACUCACAACCUGUUGACCUUUCACCAAUGAAUUCACAACUUGGUCACAAAUCAGCAACGAACGUAUAUCAGAUUAAUCAACCAUCCAGUAAUUCACAAUCAUUUCACCAACCACAGAUAAACUCACUACCCGUGAAUCAACAACAAACGAACUCACAACCUGCUGACCUUUCACCAAUGAAUUCACAACUUAGUGGCAAAGAAUCAAUGAAUGUUUAUCAGAGUAAUCAACCAUCCAGUAAUUCACAACCGUUCAAUCAACCACAGAUAAACCCACAACCUAUGAAUCAACAGCAAACGAACUCACAACCUGUUGACCUUUCACCAAUGAAUUCACAACUUAGUGGCAAAGAAUCAAUGAAUGUUUAUCAGAGUAAUCAACCAUCCAGUAAUUCACAACCGUUCAAUCAACCACAGAUAAACCCACAACCUAUGAAUCAACAACAAACGAACUCACAACCUGUUGACCUUUCACCAAUGAAUUCACAACUUGGUCACAAAUCAGCAACAAACGUAUAUCAGAUUAAUCAACCAUCCAGUAAUUCCCAAUCAUUUCACCAACCACAGAUAAACUCACUACCCGUGAAUCAACCCAAUAUGAACUCACAACCUAAAAACCAAUCAACAGUGCGCUCAUUUUCAAUACAGCACAACUCUUUGAACGUACAAUCUGGGAACCAGCAACCCAUAAAUUCACAAUCUAUGAAUCCAACACAUAUGAAUUUACUACCUAACAACAAUUUACCAAUGGUCUCAUUUCCAAUGAAUCAAAAUCCCAUCAGCCCACAAUCAGCUAACCAACAACCCAUUAAUUCACAAUCUAUGAAUCCACCACAUGUAAAUUUACUACCUAACAACCAACCCCCAAUAAACACAUAUCCAAGAAAUCAAAAUGCCAUGAACGCACAAUCAGGGAACCAACAAUCCCACAACUCACUAUCGGUUAACAAACUAAAUAUGAAUUCACAGACUAACAACAACAUACCAAUGAACUCAUUUCCAAUAAACCAAAAUUCUGUAAGUUCACAAUCAGCGAACCAACAAACCAUUAUUUCUCAAUCAAUGAAUCCAAGACAUAUGAAUUUUCUACCUAACAUGAAUUCACCAAUGACUUCAUUUCCAAUAAACCAAGAUUUCCUGAACUCUCAUUCAGGGAACAAACAAACCAUUAAUUCACAAUCUAUAAAUCCACCACACAUGAACUUACUACCUAACCACCAGUCCUCAAUGCACUCGUACCCAAAAACCCAAAAUUCCAUGAACUCACAUUCCAUGAACCAUCAACAAAUGAACUUACAAAGUGUUAACCAAAAUCCUGUGAACUCACAACAGAUGAACUAUGUACAAAUGAACUCACUACCUAUGAACACUGAUCCCAGGAACCAGGCGACAAUGUACCCUCAGCCAAUGAAUUCCCAACCAGCGAGCCAGCCUCUGAACCACCCUCAACUGAGCCUCCCACCUCUCCACCAGCCCCCACUCAACCUCCCAUCUCCUCACCAACCUCCCAUGCUUCAUGGACAGCCCAUCGGUGCACCAAUGGUGAUAUCUGGAUGGACCCCAGACAACAGGUUGUCUUGGAGAGAAAAUCUCAAUAUGGCCGAUAUGAUGGAUGCUCCAGAUUUUCAGCGAGAUGCAUUCAUCAGAAAUGUUAUUAUGAAUGAACCGAAUCUCACACCAAUGGACAGAAUGGAAUUGAACCAACUGACCAUAUAAUUUAGGCGCGGAUACCUCUCCUCAAAGUGACACUGUUACCUUAAUGUUUCUCGCGAAACAACUGUCUGAUUGAUACUUGUGCCUGUACUCGGCGCAAAGUAAAGUAAUACGGAUACACAUCACGUGACGAAAUAAACUGUGAACGAAAUGGUUUUGUCAGCAACCGUGCAACCCAGCACGGACUGGUCAUUUGUGAUGACAGGAAGUCUUAACUCGCGACAAAAUCGGUGACUUGCGACAUUCUAUGUCCUGUAUCCUGUUCAUAUUACGGAUGACAAGGGGCACUAGGUCCGCUUGCUACUAGUGAGACACGAGCUUGAUGCAGCCUUGUUGUAUAGAUGCACUUCUCAUGUAUACUUGUUUUUUAUAUAAAAUAAUGUCUAUGAA
Haliotis rubra (blacklip abalone) is the source of this 4020-nucleotide messenger RNA. Its product is annotated as protein PF14_0175-like. The coding region runs from base 73 to 3633 and encodes 1186 amino acids. Lineage: Eukaryota; Metazoa; Mollusca; Gastropoda; Lepetellida; Haliotidae. The transcript has 4 exons. The record is from RefSeq and is a predicted model, not a curated record.